Messenger RNA from Ictalurus punctatus (channel catfish), 1320 nucleotides. RefSeq lists its product as uncharacterized. The coding region runs from base 94 to 1125 and encodes 343 amino acids. The record is from RefSeq and is a predicted model, not a curated record. NCBI's taxonomy places the organism in Eukaryota, Metazoa, Chordata, Actinopteri, Siluriformes, Ictaluridae. The transcript has 8 exons.
UAGCGCAUGCGCGGUACAGACAGGACAGGACUCGUACCUACUGCGAACGCGCGGCGCAAAUCAAGCAGGGGACGCUGAUCGGGCAGCCAUAAGAUGAAAACGCUGGAGUUUUAUCACAUGUUGCAGAAAUAUCUUGCAGAGGGAGAGUUUUUCCCAAACUGCAGCAGAAGAGUGCGAAGUGAUAUACGCCGUGCAUGCGACAAAUUUAUCAUCAAAGAUGGCCGACUGUAUUACGUUGGACCUAACAAGACAUACAUGCGCCUGGUUGUCAUGACUGAGGAUGAAAAGAGGUUCGCCCUAAACGAGUGUCAUGAUAACAGUGAGACUGGCAACCAUCACGGUGUAAGAGGCACCAGAAACAGGGUUAUUGCCGGCUACUACUGGCCAACGCUUAUAAAGGAUGUAACAGAGUGGGUGAAGUCUUGUGAGCGCUGUCAGAGCAACACCAGCAAGAUGGGGAUGCCGGCCAUGCAUGCUGCGAAGAAACCAGUUCCGGUGAAGGUUUUAGUCACCCAUGUUCCCGUCGCCGAUGAAGUCUGUCCUUCAGUAGAUCUAUGUCAAGUACAAGAGGAAGACCUACAUCAAAGCAGCAUAAUUACAACGAUAGAUGGAGCAACAUCUUCGGAAGAAAUAAAGCCUUAUUUCCGAGUGGUGCUGGGAAAGGUCCGGACUCUUCUGGAUCCUCCUUUAGCUCAACAGUUGCUGGGUAAAAAUAACAAUGAACAAAGCACACAAACCUCACACACACCUCACACUCACGACACAACAGAACAGGAAGCGGACGUCAAUUACAUAUAUAAAAGAUAUUUGCUCCAAGAACUAGAAGUAAGGAAAGCAGACCUCCAAUACACAAAGCUGAAAAUCAGAAAACUGGAGCUGGAAAUAAAAAAAAUGGAGAAAGAAGAAUACCUGUACACAUGCUCAUUCGAGGAGGCCUGGGGUGCAGUAGGCGGUUCAGUUCAUCCCACAGUGAAGUUCCGUGGGGUUGAGGUCAGGGCUCUGUGCGGGACACUCGAGUUCUUCUACCUUCUUUCAACUUUAACUCACCAUGUCUUCAUUGAGUUCGCUUUGUGUACAGACACAUCGUCAUGCUGGAACAGGUUUGGGCCUCUGAAGUUCCAGUGAAGGGAAAUCUUAAAGUUAAAGCAUACAAAGACAUUCUAUACAAUUUUGCGAUUCCAACUUUUGUGGCAACAGUGUGGGGAAGGAGCACACAUACUUUUGGCUAUAACGUGUAUAAAGUUUAUACUUUAAUUGAGAAACGGACAAAAGCUUUUAUAUUUAUUCCUUUUUCUGAAAUAAAUUCUAGCAACUAAAACA